GAGUUUGCCGCGCAUGCGCCUUGCCCCCUCGGAGUACAACUGCGCCCGAGUCAUAACAAUCUCCAGAAAUCCCAAGCUGGGCCAAAUGAAAUAGAGCAGCGGGCACGGACAGUGGCACGAUACUGGGCGGCGUGGCACCGAGUCCACGAUUCGGAUGGCGUUCUGAGGCGGUGCCAUGCGUGCAUGUUAUCAGGCGUGCGGAGGCUAGGAAGCAAAGUCUCUCGUCCUUUUGUGGCGAUCACUUUGUGAAGAUGGGCGAUUGUGCACAGGGAGUACUUUAAUGCACAGAGCCUAGACGACUUACCGAAGGCAAGUCGGCGCUCCCCGGCGUUCUCAAGGUGAACUCAGGCGAGCCUAACCGGGGAUCGCUAAAGCCGCAGAUCGGUAGGCGGCCCAUUUUAAGACAUGUCGUCUUGCUGAUUUUUUUUUCCCUUGUCCCCCUGAGCCCGAGUAGGGGUUGUCGCCUGAGCGCAGUGGCCGAGCAGCGGUAACAACAGCAUUAGCAGCAGCAGCCGCAGGAGGCUUUGCUCGCUGUCAGCCGGAGUUGGCGCCCACGCCUCAUCGGCCGUCUCUGUUCAUGUAAGCCGUGACAAGUGUCUCGUGCAGGGGCGCACACGGGCCGAUCGCAGCGUAGGUGUGUGCGCGCGUGAGUGCGUGCGCCCGAAGAGGCAGGAGCCAUGCAGACGCAACAGCUUCAAUACGACUUCUUCAGCGAAGAGAACGCACCCAAAUGGCGGGGACUUCUGGCACCAUCCCUCAAUAAGGUUUUAAAUCAAGUUCAUCCGAAUCUCUCAUCCAUGGAAGAUGCUCUCCAGUACAUCGAGGAGCUGAUCUUGUUGUUACUCAGUAUGCUGUGUCAGGCCCAGCCUCGUUCAGUACAAGAUGUAGAGGAGCGAGUUCAAAAAAGCUUUCCCCAUCCAAUUGACAAGUGGGCCAUCGCUGAUGCUCAGGCUGCUAUAGAGAAGAGAAAAAGGAGAAACCCUUUAGCGUUGCCUGUUGACAAAAUUCACCCUCUUUUAAAGGAGGUUCUGGGAUACAAAAUCGACCAUCAGGUGUCAAUUUACAUCGUAGCAGUGCUGGAAUAUAUUUCAGCAGAUAUUUUGAAACUGGCAGGGAACUAUGUACGGAAUAUACGACACUAUGAAAUUUCUCAGCAGGAUAUCAAGGUGGCCAUGUGUGCAGACAAGGUGCUGAUGGACAUGUUUCACCAAGAUGAGGAGGACAUCAGUGGAUGGUUACUUCAAGAUGAGGAGCCCUCAAACUCAGGAGAGCAAAUGUACUACGAGUUAGUGAAAGCAUUCAUGGCUGAUGUCCGCCAGUACUUGAGGGACCUCAACCUUAUCAUUAAGGUCUUCAGGGAACCGUUUGUCACCAGCAGUCAGCUUUUCUCACCUCAUGAUGUGGACAGCAUAUUCAGUCGCAUCAUAGAUAUCCACGAGCUGACUGUUAAACUUUUGGGCCUUAUUGAAGAUACUGUGGAAAUGACAGAUGAAGGGAGUCCGCAUCCUUUGGUAGGAAGUUGCUUUGAGGAUUUGGCAGAGGAGUUGGCCUUUGACCCUUAUGAAACGUAUGCACAAGACAUCCUCCGACCGGGUUUUCAAGAACAUUUUCUCAGCCAGCUGUCAAAGCCUGGAGCUGCUUUCUAUUUACAGUCUAUUUGUGAAGGUUUCAAGGAGGCAGUCCAGUAUGUUCUCCCCAGACUCCUUUUAACUCCAGUUUACCACUGUCUGCACUACUUUGAAAUUCUAAAGCAACUCGAGGAAAAAAGUGAAGUAGAAGAGGACAAGGAAUGCCUAAAGCAAGCCAUAACAGCCCUUCUGAACCUUCAGAGUAGCAUGGAAAGGAUAUGCUCCAAAAAUUUUGCCAAGCGCCGCCUGAGUGAAUCAGCUUGUCGAUUCUACAGCCAACAGAUGAAGGGCAAACACUUGGCCAUCAAAAAAAUGAAUGAAAUUCAGAAAAAUAUCGACGGCUGGGAGGGCAAAGACAUUGGACAGUGCUGUAACGAGUUCAUCAUGGAAGGCCCUCUGACACGGGUAGGAGCCAAACAUGAGCGGCACAUCUUCCUUUUUGACGGCCUCAUGAUCUGCUGCAAGUCCAACCAUGGCCAGCCUCGGCUCCCAGGGGGCAGCACCGCUGAGUACCGUCUGAAGGAGAAGUUCUUAAUGCGCAAGGUGCAGAUCAACGACAAGGAUGACACACAGGAAUACCGACAUGCUUUUGAAAUCAUUCUUAAGGAUGGCAAUAGCGUGGUGUUUGCUGCUAAGUCUGCUGAGGAGAAAAACAACUGGAUGGCAGCACUCAUCUCCUUGCAGUAUCGCAGCACCUUGGAGCGCAUGUUGGACCUUACCUUGCUGCAGGAGGAGAAGGAGCAGCAGAUGAGGUUUCCCAGUGCGGAGCAGUACCGAUUUGCUGAGCCCGACUCGGAAGAAAAUGUCAUCUUUGAAGAGAAUGUGCAGUCCAAGUCGGGCAUUCCCAUCAUUAAGGCUGGCACUGUGGUCAAGCUUAUUGAGAGGCUCACUUACCACAUGUAUGCAGAUCCAAAUUUUGUUAGGACCUUUCUGACGACGUAUCGCUCAUUUUGCAGGCCACAGGAACUGCUCACCUUGCUAAUGGAACGGUUUCACAUCCCUGAAUCUAAACCGGCAGAAACAGACGGCACAGAGAAUGGCGACCAGCCCCUGAGUGCCGAGCUCAAACGGUUUCGAAAGGAGUAUGUGCAGCCAGUCCAACUUAGAGUUUUGAAUGUUUGCCGGCACUGGGUGGAGCACCACUUUUAUGAUUUUGAGAGAGAUCCUGACCUGUUACAGCGAUUAGAAGAGUUCAUUGGGACAGUCAGAGGAAAGGCCAUGAGAAAGUGGGUUGAAUCCAUUUCAAAAAUCAUUCAAAGGAAAAAGCAGGCGCAGGCUAAUGGAUCGAGUCACAAUAUCACGUUUGAGAGCUCCCCUCCUCCAAUUGAGUGGCACAUAAGCAAGCCCGGCCAAGUGGAGACCUUCGACCUGCUCACAUUGCACCCCAUUGAGAUUGCACGGCAACUCACACUUCUUGAAUCAGACCUUUACAGGGCUGUGCAGCCAUCUGAGCUGGUGGGCAGUGUGUGGACGAAAGAAGACAAAGAAAUCAACUCUCCCAACCUCCUCAAGAUGAUCAGGCACACGACCAACCUUACCCUGUGGUUUGAGAAGUGUAUAGUGGAAACGGAGAACUUGGAAGAGAGAUCAGCUGUAGUGAGCCGAAUAAUCGAGAUCUUGCAGGUUUUCCAGGAGCUGAACAACUUUAAUGGCGUUCUUGAGGUGGUGAGCGCAAUGAACUCUUCUCCAGUGUACCGGCUGGACCACACCUUUGAGCAAAUCCCUAGUCGGCAGAGAAGAAUAUUAGAGGAGGCUCACGAGCUGAGUGAAGACCACUAUAAGAAGUAUCUCGCUAAACUCAGGUCCAUUAACCCACCAUGUGUGCCUUUCUUUGGUAUCUACUUAACAAACAUCCUGAAGACAGAAGAAGGAAACCCGGACUUUCUCAAACGGCAUGGCAAAGAGCUGAUCAACUUCAGCAAAAGGAGGAAGGUGGCAGAGAUCACAGGGGAGAUCCAGCAGUAUCAGAACCAGCCGUACUGCCUAAGGGUGGAGAGUGACAUUCGAAGAUACUUCGAGAAUCUGAAUCCAAUGGAGGAAAAAAUGGAGAAGGAAUUCACCGAUUACCUGUUUAACAAAUCGCUGGAAAUUGAGCCUCGAAAUGUCAAGACAUUACCCAGAUUUAUUAAAAAAUACAACUACCCACUCAAGUCUCCUGGCGUACGACCCUCCAACAUUAGACCCGGUACUAUGAGGCAUCCAACGCCACUGCAAAAUGAGCCUCGCAAGAUCAGCUAUAGCCGAAUCCCCGACAGCGAAACGGAAAGCACCGCGUCAGCCCCCAACUCCCCGCGAACGCCUCUGACUCCGCCUCCUGCCUCCGGAGCCUCCAGUUCCACGGAUGUUUCCUGUGUCUUCGACUCCGGUCCACCCAGUCCUUUCCAGUCAAGCAGUGAUGCCAUCUUUACCCCUGUCUCACUGCCACGUGGGCCACGGUCAUCCUCUGUCUCAUCUAUGGUCAUGUCCAACUUGAGCAAAGACGACGCCACAGCGCCUCCCCCUGUCCCUCCACGUAGACGACCAGAGUCGGCCCCAGCAGAGUCAUCCCCUUCCAAGCACUUGGACAGCCCACCAGCCAUUCCGCCACGACAGCCGACAAAGGUGUACUCUCCUCGGUAUCCUCUUCCCGAACGGACAUCUGUGUCGGAUCCUCCGGACAGCCCCCCCACGUUACCCCCGCGGGAGCCCGUCAGGACACCAGAUGUCUUCUCCCCUUUACAUUUGCAGCCUCCGCCCCCAGGAAGGAGAACUGAAUCAAGCCAGACCUUCUUUCCCAAUAGUCCUUUGCCUUUCACCCCACUGCCUCCUCAGACCCCUUCACCGGUGGGUUCACGCAGGCACCUGCCCGCAACGCCUUUAAUUUCACAGGACUUGGACGCCCCCGGCAUCGCUGGACCCCCUGUGCCUCCCAGACAGAGUACGUCCCAAGUGAUCCCUAAGCUGCCCCCUAAAACGUACAAAAGGGACCACGUGCCGCCACCUGCUGCUCGGGAUGGCUCUCUGGAGAGCGUCACCACCCAAAGCAUUGUGAACACUAAAGACUUGGAGGCUUGUGAGAUGCCUUUCAACCAGAAGGUGGUUUUUCUAAAGCAGUGAACCAACGCCAUGGAGUGAAUUGUUCUGAAAGACUGCGGAGGAAGGACAUGCGUUGAAAUUUGGGUAACUACCAUACCAGAAAAACAAGCAGACGAAAGAGAGAGGUGUGCGUGCGCGUGUGUGUGUGUGUGUGUGAGCGCGCGCGUGUGU
Messenger RNA from Polypterus senegalus (gray bichir), 4874 nucleotides. RefSeq names its product son of sevenless homolog 1-like. The record is from RefSeq and is a predicted model, not a curated record. The coding region runs from base 678 to 4724 and encodes 1348 amino acids. Gene Ontology annotation, biological process: Ras protein signal transduction; positive regulation of GTPase activity. Gene Ontology annotation, molecular function: structural constituent of chromatin; DNA binding; guanyl-nucleotide exchange factor activity. The transcript is spliced from 23 exons. Gene Ontology annotation, cellular component: plasma membrane; nucleosome. Lineage: Eukaryota; Metazoa; Chordata; Cladistia; Polypteriformes; Polypteridae.